Parus major (Great Tit) is the source of this 2862-nucleotide messenger RNA. RefSeq names its product histamine receptor H1 (gene HRH1). Gene Ontology annotation, molecular function: G protein-coupled serotonin receptor activity; neurotransmitter receptor activity; histamine receptor activity. The transcript has a single exon. The coding region runs from base 704 to 2122 and encodes 472 amino acids. NCBI's taxonomy places the organism in Eukaryota, Metazoa, Chordata, Aves, Passeriformes, Paridae. The record is from RefSeq and is a predicted model, not a curated record. Gene Ontology annotation, cellular component: membrane; dendrite. Gene Ontology annotation, biological process: regulation of vascular permeability; G protein-coupled receptor signaling pathway, coupled to cyclic nucleotide second messenger; positive regulation of vasoconstriction.
AUCAAUUCUGCACUGUGGAUCAAUACAAGAAUUAGCAGUUGGGAAGCAGAAGAUGCUUUUUAGUCCUGAAAAAUCUUAUUAUUUUGCAUUUGAUCUCAAAUAGGCCUGGCAUCUUUAAAUGUUUGAAAUCUGUGAGCCUAAAUUGUGUAGGAAGAGAUUACUCAUUACCUAUAAUUUGAAUGACUGCCUACUGACUGCCAGCUGCUGGAUUCUCAAACUGUUAGAUGGGGGUUGUAAAUAAGCACUGGCUUGUUUAAAUUAUUUAAUACUAAAUAUGUUUUUACUACCACAUUUUAAAUCGGUUUGCCAAUAUGGAGUUUAUGUUAUGGUUCAUGAUCAGCUGUUUAAUGAGACCUAAUGAAUUAAAACUGUGAGGAAUUAAAUUUCUUCUUCAGAUUCUGAGGUCAGAAAUAGAUGAAGCUCUAUGAAAACUGUUUGGGAUUGGUUAGUGGGGUUUCAUAAAACACAAAUUAUGUAAAAUGUUGUAAAAAUUUCUUAUUUAGGAAAGCCCAAAAAGGGACAGUGCUAAGCUGAGGCACGAAUUUGCUUUAUUAUCUCAUUAUUACAGCCAUUGAGUACAUUUUCUUUCUUUUUUCUAGUUCUGGAAAUAAAAAUCCUCAAGCAACAUGUUUACAUCCAGGAGUGCAAACCAUGACUGACCGUCCAAGGCCUGGACAUCCACUGCGAUUCUCAGUCAAGAAAGAUGUCCAACAACACAACAGAGAGCGGCAGCAACGCUCUCUCAGCUCUCCUAGGCCUGUUCCUGGGAAGCAUUUCCCUGAUCACCAUUGUCAUGAACAUUUUGGUGCUGUGUGCUGUGAAAACAGAGAAGAAGCUGCAGACGGUGGGUAAUUUAUACAUCGUGAGCCUCUCCGUGGCGGAUCUGAUGGUGGGGGCGGCCGUGAUGCCCCUGCACAUCGUGUACCUGCUGAGCCCCAGGUGGCCCCUGGGGCUGGAGGCCUGUUUGUUCUGGCUCUCCAUGGACUACGUGGCCAGCACGGCCUCCAUUUUCAACCUGUUCAUCCUGUGCGUGGACCGGUACCGCUCGGUGCAGCGGCCGCUCGAGUACCUCAAGUACCGCACCAAGGUGAGAGCCUCGCUCCUCAUCCUGGGGGCCUGGCUGCUCUCCUGCACCUGGCUCAUCCCCAUCCUGGGCUGGCACGUCUUCGCCAACCACGGCCAAAGGAACGUCAGGGAAGACGAGUGUGAGACCGAGUUCUUCAAAGUCACCUGGUUUAAAGUGCUGACGGCCAUUCUCAACUUCUACCUGCCCUCCCUGCUGAUGGUGUGGUUCUACUGCAGAAUCUUCAGCACUGUUCGGAAACACUGCCAGCACCGAGAGCGCACCGAUGGAUCCUACUGCUCUUCCAAGGAAAAAACCACCGUGCAGCAGGCUCAGACGAGGGAUGACAAAAACAUCUGCCUCCAGGAGCAAAUCUUAGGUGAGAACACCCCUGGCACGGACAAGCAAAGCUCCCCAGAGCCCCAAAAAGCGGAGGCAGAGCUUCAUUUCAGCAAUCCUGGUGAGGCUUCAGAGGCGCUGAGUAAUGGGAAGGUCCUGAAGUGUUUCUCUCUCACCACAGCCGAGCCUGAGCCUGGCUUGGACAGAGCAGGGAAGAAGGGGGUGUGCACCACUAAAAAACCUGGGAAUAAGGAGCAGCCUGGCUGCCAGGACAGCGACUCCAGCGUGGCAUCAGACAAGCACACCUUCACUGAGGUGGCUCCCCGUGCAGAGCAGCCCAGUCCCGGCCCUGCAGGAGCCUGCUCUCCUCAGGGAAGGACAGAGCACAGGGAUCCCAGGGGACUGGCGUUCCUGAGGAAAACCUGGCACACCCUGCACAGCCGCUCCAGGAGCAGCCACCAGCACGGGAACAGGGAGAGGAAGGCAGCCAAGCAGCUGGGGGUCAUCAUGGCAGCCUUCAUGCUCUGCUGGAUCCCAUACUUUGUGCUGUUCAUGGUGAUAACGUUAAACAAGGAGCACAACAACCAUCCACAGCUCUCAGAACUGCACAGGGUCACCAUAUGGCUCGGCUACGUCAACUCCACCUUAAACCCAUUCCUCUACCCUCUCUGUAACCACAACUUCAAGCAGACUUUUAAAAAGCUCCUUCACAUUCAUUGAUGCUGGAGAUUUGGAGCUCAGGGGCAGCUCAGGAGUUCAACCAUACCAAAUGUUCCAGUUUCAAAGGAUGAGUUCAGUAGAAGACUUUGGUGAACUGUAGUCUAUAAAGAAGCGUUAGUAAAAGUGGGAAAUGUGCACUUUGUAGUUUUAAUACAUUUGAAGAGCAACUUCAGAUCAAGGAUCUGAAAAAGUCAAGGUCAAUAUAUGAACUGUUACACUGUUGUCAGUCUUUUAUCACUUGAGGUCACCACUUCCAUACAGAAAUGGAGAUAUAAAUAGACAUCCUCAGUGAUUAUAAAUUAUUCAGCUACAGAAAAGGAAGAAAUCACAUUUCACUGAUUGGCCAAAAACAUUUUUCUCUUUCAACCUACUCCAUUAAACACAUUGCUUGUGAAGUGAGAUUUGCAGGAGGAGGUACUUUGCACAGUCAAAGAACUUCCAAGAGUUUAAAAAGACUCCCCCAUUUAUUUAUAGCCUUCUCCAAAUCACAAACUUUCCAUCAAAUGUCAAGUUUUGGUGUGUAUCCUGCUGUAUCUCUGUGAUAUUGUGCUUAGAUUAACUGCACAUUAACUUUGCUGAAAAACAGUUUUUAUGUCCCAAAAGUUUCCAUGCUCAAUGUCCUGUCACCAUCUGCUCCAGAAGGGCGUGCUGCUGUUUCCAGACUUGCAGAAUAUAGUUGAUUAUACAUGAAAUGUGUUGACCUUUUCUACCCUUUCUAUUUAAUUUGUAUUUCAUAAAUC